AUGAGCACUCGCGCUCAGGUGCUCGGCGGCCACGUGCAAGACACCGAGGAGCUCAAGGCGCUGGUGAAAGGCAUUGACGAGGCUGAAGGAAUGCUGCUGCAUCAUAUCGUUCAAGGCCGUGCCAAGCAGGGAGAGGACGGAGAGACUCGACCGCGUUUCGAGGUGACGCUCACGGAUCCGCAGCGUAAGGCCAUGCGCAAGGACGAGGAGAUCGUGCCACUCACGGAAAAGUCAGCAGCAGAACCACUUGUUGUAAACUCUGGCAACGUCUGUCAGCGUCCGUCGUAG
This is a messenger RNA of Hyaloperonospora brassicae, 288 nucleotides long. The record is from the annotation of a GenBank genome assembly. Lineage: Eukaryota; Oomycota; Peronosporomycetes; Peronosporales; Peronosporaceae.